GGUCUAGAUGGUAGGUCACAGUAAAGGAGGUGGGGUGUGGGAUGGUGGGGAUCUAAUAAAAGAGAAAGAGGAGUUGGCCUCCACAAAGCCUGUUUGUCUGAACCCGUAAGGGACACUCAACCAGGAAAGCAGGAUGCCCGAGCCGACUAAAAAAACAGUAUCUGCCUUCACCAAGAAACCAAAAAGUCUGACUGUUGAGGUUGGGGCCAUGGUGUUAUUUGAAGCACAGACUGAGAAGGAAGAUGCCAAAGUAAGAUGGCAACGGGAUACCAAAGACAUCACAGGAAGUGAUAAAUACAUAAUAUCUGCAGAAGGCAACAAGCACUCACUCACCAUAAGCAAUGCUGCGCCUGAAGAUGCAGCAGGAUAUGCAGUUAUAUCCGGAGGCUCAAAAGUCAAAUUUGAGCUUAAGGUCAAAGAAGCAGAGGCCAAAGCACCAGCAAAGGCAGCACUAAAACCCCCAGCUGAAGCAGCGCCCCCUGCUGAUGCUCCAUCAGAGCCCUCAGUAGAUGGCCCACCAGCUGUCCCUGUUCCCUCUGAACCUCCUGCGCAAACUUCAGAGACCAAUGAUCAUGCCCCAGACCAUCAUGAAGGACACCAUGAGGAAAACCAGAACCCUGACACGAGGCAGGACCUCACCGGACUCUUUUCAGAAAAACCUCACAGUGGGGAGGUGACUGUGGGUGAGAACAUCACCUUUGUGGCAAAAGUGUGUGGAGAGUCCCUGCUGAAGAAACCCACUGUCACAUGGUUCAAAGGAAAAUGGAUGGACUUGGCCAGCAAGUCAGGAAAACACCUGCAGCUGAAAGAGCACUAUGACCGCAACACCAAGACGUAUACCUUCGAGAUGCACAUCAUUGCAGCCAAAGCUAAUUUUGCAGGAGGAUAUCGAUGUGAAGUGUCAUCCAGAGACAAGUUUGACAGCUGUAAUUUUGAGUUGACCGUGCAUGAGGUUCAAACAGUGGAAGGGUUCGACAUUCGUGCCGCAUUCAGACGCACGAGCAUAACUGCAGGCGGUAAGAAGAGGAUGUCAGCAACGGGAAGUAGCACAGAUUCAGGAGAUGCAGGAGAGCUGGACUUUAGCGGUUUACUCAAAAAGAGAGACAGUUUCUUAAAAAGUGGCCAACGCAUGGUUCAGGUGAGCAAUGAGCCUGAUGUGGAUGUAUGGGAAAUCCUGAGCAAGGCUCCGCCCACUGAGUACGAGAAGAUCGCCUUCCAGUACGGCAUCACAGAUCUAAGGGGCAUGCUGAAGAGAUUGAAGAAGAUGAAAAAGGAAGAGAAGAAGAGCGCAGCGUUCCUCAAAAAGCUGGACCCAGCCUACCAGGUUGAAAAGGGACACAAGAUUAAGCUGCAGAUUGAAGUGGCCAAUCCUGAUGCGGAGGUGAAAUGGCUGAAGAACGGACAGGAGAUCCAAAAAACAGGAAGCAAGUAUAUCUUUGAGAGUGUCGGGAAUAAACGUUUCCUCACAAUCAACAACUGUUCCCUGGCUGAUGAUGCGGCAUACACCUGCAUCGUGGGAGAAGAAAAAAGCUUCACUGAGCUCUUUGUGAAAGAGCCUCCUGUUCUGAUUGUGCGUAAUCUCGAGGAUCAGAUGGCGAUGAAGGGAGACAGAGUAGAAUUUGAGUGUGAGGUCUCUGAGGAAGGAGCUUAUGUCAAGUGGGAAAAAGAUGGAGUUGAGCUUACUCGGGAUGAAUCCUUUAAGUACCGCUUCAAGAAAGACGGCUGCAAACACUCACUCAUCAUCAACGAUGUCACCAAGGAGGAUUGUGGCCACUACCGAGUGAAGACCAAUGGAGGGCAAUCUCUUGCUGAGCUCAUGGUGCAGGAAAAGCAACUGGAGGUGUAUCAGAACAUUGCUGACCUGACAGUAAAAGCUAAGGAAGAGGCAGUGUUUAAGUGUGAGGUGUCUGAUGAGAACGUCAGAGGAACCUGGUACAAAAAUGGAGUGGAGGUGAAGCCUGAUGCUAGAACCCACAUCACCCACAUUGGCCGAAUUCACAAGCUCGCUAUUGAUGAUGUCCGUCCAGAAGACGAAGGCGACUACACCUUUAUCCCUGAAGGCUAUGCUUUUAACCUUUCUGCCAAACUGAACUUCUUGGAGGUCAAGAUCGACUAUGUCCCUCGUCAAGAUCCUCCCAAGAUCCAUUUGGACUGCCUUGGCCAAACUGCAGAUUCCACCAUCUUGGUUGUGGCCGGAAACAAGCUGCGACUGGAUGUGCCAAUCACUGGAGAUCCCGCCCCAACAGUGGUUUGGACGAAGUCAGAUAAGGUCUUGACAGACUCAAGUGGACGUGUCCAUGUGGAGAGCGCAAGGGGACACUGCAUCUUAACUAUUGAGGGGGCGGAGCGUCAGGAUGAAGGCGUGUACUCUGUUAUUGUACGCAAUCCGGCAGGGGAGGAUACCGCCGAUAUUCAUGUAAAAGUUGUUGAUGUGCCAGAUCCACCUCAGGCUCCCAGAAUCCUCAGUGUUGGGGAGGAUUCGUGUGUAGUCCAGUGGGACCCACCACUGUUUGAUGGUGGCCAGCCAGUUUUGGGCUAUGUCCUGGAGAGAAAGAAGACAAAGAGCUACAGGUGGAUGCGGCUGAACUUUGACCCCUAUAAAGACACUACAUAUGAAGCUAAGAGGAUGAUUGAGGGAAUGGCAUAUGAGAUGAGGGUCUACGCUGUGAACAGUAUUGGCAUGUCACGGCCCAGUACUGCCUCCCAGCCUUUUGUGCCUAUUGCCCCCUCCGGUGAGCCCAUCGGUCUGUGUGUGGAUGACAUCAGUGACACCACAAUCUCUCUGAAAUGGAGGACUCCGGAGAGAGUAGGCUCUGCUCCGAUAGAAGGCUAUGGGGUGGAAUACUGCAAGGAAGGCACUGAUGAGUGGAUUCCAGCAUUUGAGGGUCUUACAGAAAGGAACUCUGUGAUCAUCCGAGACCUGCCUACUGGAGAGAAGAUGCAGUUCCGUGUACGGGCGUAUAAUAUGGCUGGCCCUAGUCGUCCUGCCACUCUGGCCCAGGCUGUCACCAUCCGCGAGAUCAUGCAGCGUCCGAAAAUUUGGAUCCCUCGCAAUCUUCGCCAGACCAUCAUCAAAAGAGUCGGGGAGACUGUGAACCUGGUGAUCCCAUUCCAGGGAAAACCUAGACCUAAAUUGACCUGGACGAAAGACGGUGAGCCCAUUGACCCGAAGCAGGUGAGCGUACGGAACAGUGAGACAGACAGCAUCCUUUUCAUCAGGAGGACAGAGCGUAAAGAUUCUGGGCGAUAUGAACUCCAGGUACAGAUUGAGAAUGUGGAAGACAAGGCGUCUGUGACCAUUCGGAUUGUGGACCUUCCUGGUUCUCCUGAGAACUUGAAGGUGGUGGAUAUAUGGGGUUUCAACGUGGCACUGGAAUGGAAGCCACCCAAAGACGAUGGCAACUGCGACAUCACUGGCUACACAAUCCAGAAAGCUGACAAGAAGACCAUGGAAUGGUACACGGUUUAUGAGCAGUAUCGGCGCACUAACUGUGUGGUGUCUGACCUGAUCAUGGGGAACGAGUACGUAUUCAGAGUGUUCGCUAUGAACGCAGUGGGCCUGAGUCCGGAGCCAUGCGCCUCUAAGGACAGUGCAUACAUCCAGAAAACAGGCAUUGACUACAAGCCACCCUCCUACAAAGAUCAUGACUUCUCAGAGGCACCCAAGUUCACACACCCACUGGUGAACCGCUCGGUCAUCGCAGGGUACAAUGCCACUCUCAGCUGUGCUGUGAGAGGCAUCCCUAAGCCCAAAAUAACAUGGUACAAGAACAAGAUGGACAUCACAAACGAAGCCAAGUACCGUAUGCUCAGCAAGCAGGGUAUAUUGACUCUAGAGAUCAGGAAGCCGUGUCCAUUCGAUGGAGGCGUGUACACGUGUAAAGCUGUUAACGCCAGUGGAGAGGACAUCGUGGAGUGCAAGCUGGAGGUUCGCCCUCAAAUUACCAAAGAGGAGACGAAAAAGUGAGCUACUCAGAUUUCUGUCUGAGCGUGGACACGGUGGGGAACUCGGUUAUCCCUCCAGGCUUCCCGCUGAGCUCAGGACAUGUCAAAGGUUACAGUACAGAGCAGAAAGAGUUCAUUGUGUUUGCGUGUUCACUCGACUUUAUGCACAUACCCAAAAUCUCUACGUAAUACGUCUGCCGGAAAUGCAUUCUUUCACCAUUUCAUUCAUUGGAUUUUGUUGCUUGUGGCUUGUGUUCAUUUCAUUUCAUUUCAUUUGUUUGAGGUAGAGAUAUGAAUAGUCGUCACCAUAAUCUCCACCGUUUUAAUUUCUGUGGUGUUUUCUCUCUUGCACCUUGAAAUGUAUUAUAAUGUAAUUUAAUGAAAAAAUACAUAUUUUGAUCGAUGCUCAGUUAAAGUGUACAUCUUGAUUUGCUUCUAGUUUAAAGUCGGCUAUGAGGCUAGUAGACGGGAAGGUAAAAUCUUAUCCAUCUUAUCUUAUCAUCUUAAGCAUCUAAUAGCCAAAUAGCCCACCGUUACAUAUACAUUUAAAGACAGACAGCUGCAUUUGUAAAUGUCUGUUGCUUUGCUAUUCUGGCUUAAAUCUGUAUUUUAAAAUCUACUGUCAUGUCACAUACAUUUGUAUUUUGGACAAUAUGUGCUUUACUGUAUCCACCGUAGUUUCUCCUAAAAAAGAAAGGCAUUUUGUGAAUAAAAAUCGUCAGGUAAAUUA
Hemibagrus wyckioides is the source of this 4675-nucleotide messenger RNA. It is a transcript of the gene mybpc3, whose product is annotated as myosin binding protein C3. Gene Ontology annotation, molecular function: protein binding. The record is from RefSeq and is a predicted model, not a curated record. Bases 134 to 3967 code for a protein of 1277 amino acids. Lineage: Eukaryota; Metazoa; Chordata; Actinopteri; Siluriformes; Bagridae. The transcript is spliced from 33 exons.